UGACAUUGAUUUCUGUAAUGAGUGAUUAUUAUGGGAUGCCAAAUUUACGUGUAAUGGUCGGGCGCGUGAUUUUGAACAAAUAACGUGAUGGCAAACAUCAGUUUCGGCAUUUUGUGAUCAUUUUGAACAGUGCCACUGUACUUCAUAACUCUUGCACCGUACUGGUAGUUGCAACAGCAAGUUUAAGCCAUGUCAUCCCCAGGCUCCCAAACCAGAAGCAGCACGGCCAAAGCCCGGCUUGAAGCCGCCAAAAGCGGCAAGACCGACCCGGUCGCAGUCAUCCAAGCCGAGCUGGACAACCUCAUGGCCAAGUCCAGCAGUGAGUCCUCCAGCACCACGUCCCCCUCCAAAGCCACUAAAUCCGGCGCCAGCACCACCGUAAUCACUGCGACCAGCGAGAGCACGGUACCUAGCACGACGACACCAACAGAAGUCAGGGUCUCCUCGGCAGGAAACCCAACACAAGUCAUCACGCUGCCUCCCGGGUCCCCGGUAGGCAAGACAAUACAGAGUAUCGUCAAGCGCAGCAUGCCGUCCACGACUACCAGUCAAGUCGUGACGAAGGUCAUAAUUACGCGGAAUCCUGUCACGAAACAGCCCGUGUCCACUACAGCAGGGCUGACCACUGCGACGGUGACCAUGAUGUCCCCGGGAACGGCCAAAACGUCCGGAGCGCGGCAGCUGAUCCAGCCGGGGUCCCCGAUCAAAUUCAUCCCGAUCACCCAGCCCGUGACGCAACAGGGUGUGGUCAUUCCAAAAGGGGUGGUGAUCACCACCACGUCACCCGCAAAACAGAACGCGGCGAAAGUCGCGAUCCCGGCUUUGAAGAGCCCGACGAAGGUUAGCGGGAGUACGACGCCGAAGAAAAUUGCCCCGGCUCCCCAAACCAUCAUCGUCAAAUCGUCUGCGGGACCGACACCACAACAGGUCUCUCUGACGUCCGUCUCAGGAGUCAAAACUGUGGCAAUGGUUGCUAACCCUUCAACAAACCCACCUCAGCAGCCCAAGACAAUCCAGAUCAAGCCAGCGGUACAGGCUCAGCCAAAGGUCAGCACGUCCAGCAUUGUAACCACAAGCACAGCAGUUGUGACCCCGGCUGCAACAGCAGCCGCCACAGUGACCACAGCAAGUGCAGCGGCAACCACCGUGCAGUCCGUGCAAGUCCCGGGAUCCAAGUUCUCUUACGUGAGGCUUGUGACAGUGACGGCGUCAAGUGCGUCCAACACUCAGGCUAAGCCAGUGGUCACGACAGCUAAACCUAUCGCCCCAGCCACGACCAGCUCAGUCCACAGCGUCGUGCGGACGAUACCCACACCAAACCCUGUCAAGGUCAAUGUACCCAUCGCGCCAGCACAGAAAAUCCAGGCGAAUAGGAGUAGCACCGUGCAGCCCGUUUCAGUGGCCGGUACUUCCCAGAACCGCAUGAUCAUGCCGGCCAACACCCAGCUCAAGAUCAUCAAUCCUCUCACGGGCGAGACCAAGUUCGCCUCGUUUCCGCCCGGUACUACGCUCCUGGCGCCCAGCGGUAACAUCCUGCAGAACUUUGCCAUGGUGCCCAUGGUGCCACAGGUGAUGUCCCAAGCCAAACCUGCCUCAACGCCUAACUACGUCUCCUUGGCACCAUCAGGGGGGGUUCCUCAAGCCGCACCCCCACGACCACGGUCUCCGCCCCCUCCAAGUCGUGUUGUCAAUGGGAGGCGCUCCGCUCCAGUGGAUUCUGAACAUCGACCGCGCAAACCCUGCAACUGCACAAAAUCACAAUGUCUGAAAUUGUACUGCGACUGCUUUGCCAACGGCGAGUUCUGCAACAGCUGCAACUGUAACAACUGCUACAACAACCUCGACCACGAGGACGACCGGGCCCGAGCCAUCAAGGCGUGCCUUGAUCGUAACCCUAACGCCUUCAAGCCCAAGAUUGGCAAAGGGCGUAACGGAGAACUGGACCGUAGGCAUAACAAGGGGUGUAACUGCAAGCGCUCGGGGUGUCUCAAGAACUACUGCGAGUGUUACGAGGCUAAGAUCCUGUGCUCCAACAACUGCAAGUGUGUGGGCUGCAAGAACUUUGAGGAGAGUCCAGAGCGUAAGACCCUGAUGCACCUUGCUGACGCGGCGGAGGUCCGCGUUCAGCAACAGACUGACGCCAACACCAAGCUACAGUUCCAAGACUUCCCGUCCCGGCCCGCGAUAGUCAACGAUUCCGGAAAAAGGUUACCAUUUUCCUUCAUCACCAACGACGUCGCCGAGGCAACCUGCCAGUGCCUUCUAGCGCAGGCCGAGCAGACGGAGCAGAAGAGGACGAGUCAGGCCAAGGCAGAGAAACUCAUCCUUGAGGAGUUUGGGCAGUGUCUGCGACAGGUCAUCCAUUCAGCUGGCAAAACCAAAGGCGUUGCUUCCUGAGCGAUGUGAUGGACCUGUGAGGGCGCUGUUCUCUUCCCAUUGCGCAUCCUUGUGAUCGUUGUUUUCGAGGGAAACUUAAGAUUACAGCAGGGACGGAGCAUAGCUUUGUAUGUAUCGGAGUAUUUUAUGUAACAUUGACAAAUAACAUCAGAAGCCUAUAAUGACAGUCUAGCAUUAGAAUCUUCCAUAAACAAAACAUGUAUACACUGACUUUGUUCAAUGUAAUAAUCAUGCUUUUCAAUUUCAAAUCAUUGUAAAUAACAUGUUUAAUAAAACAAAAAAAACACACAAUUAACUACCCAUAAGCAAUAGUCGAUAUUAACCAAUGUAUGUACCAUGAAUUCAUUGUGAAUAAUCUGUACAGAGUUAUGUAAGUGUUAUGAAAGUACAUGUAUAGAGCUGUCACUUGUUUUGUAUUUUUAACCUCUCCAGGGGCGGGCCUGGUAUUUGUUAAGGGGGGCAACAGCCUGUAGACGUACUGCAGAAGUAUGUCAGUGAAAGGGGGGGGGGUUUGCAGAACAGUAAAGAGGAGGAUUUUGGAGGAUACGGGAAAUGUGUUGGGUUUUUUUUUACAAAAAAAGGACGAUGUAGUUUUAGUAAAUGUUGUGACUGGGGCCAAUUUCACGGCGCUGCUAA
Patiria miniata (bat star) is the source of this 3033-nucleotide messenger RNA. It is a transcript of the gene lin54, whose product is annotated as protein lin-54 homolog. Gene Ontology annotation, biological process: regulation of DNA-templated transcription. The transcript is spliced from 11 exons. The coding region runs from base 190 to 2397 and encodes 735 amino acids. NCBI's taxonomy places the organism in Eukaryota, Metazoa, Echinodermata, Asteroidea, Valvatida, Asterinidae. Gene Ontology annotation, cellular component: nucleus. The record is from RefSeq and is a predicted model, not a curated record.